This is a messenger RNA of Ilyonectria robusta, 1722 nucleotides long. Its product is annotated as monooxygenase. Lineage: Eukaryota; Fungi; Ascomycota; Sordariomycetes; Hypocreales; Nectriaceae. Gene Ontology annotation, molecular function: NADP binding; flavin adenine dinucleotide binding; N,N-dimethylaniline monooxygenase activity. The coding region runs from base 1 to 1722 and encodes 573 amino acids. The transcript has 5 exons. The record is from RefSeq and is a predicted model, not a curated record.
AUGGCGUACUCCAAAACUCCGACAGUCAUCAUCAUUGGGGCUGGGCCUUCUGGAAUCGCAACAGCCCACAAGCUGAAGACUGAAUUGGGAUUCAAUGACUUCUUGGCAUGUAUUUACGAAAAGCUUCCGGGUCCUGGUGGGACUUGGAUGACGAACCGAUACCCUGGAUGUGGUUGCGACAUCCCUUCCCAUCUGUACACAUUCAGCUUCAAUCUGAAUCCCAAUUGGUCUCAGGAUCUUGUUGGCCAAGAGGAAAUUCUCCAGUACAUGAACGACACGAUUGACAAAUUCGAACUCCGUGAACACAUGAGAUUUGAAGUCGAAUGUACCGGUGCUACAUGGAACAUGACCAACGAGAAAUGGUUGGUUCACCUACGAGAUGUCCGAACUGGUCGGGGUUUCGAUAUAUCUGGCACAGUCGUGAUCAGUGCGGUCGGUGCUAUCUCUUAUCCGAAAAAGGUCAAAUUCCCUGGUAUGGAAAAGUUUCAGGGGAAGAUCGUGCAUACUGCGGAGUGGGAUACCGAAUACAAUUACCAUGGAAAGAGAAUGGCCGUCAUUGGAAACGGCUGCAGUGCCGCUCAACUCGUCCCAAACGUUGUUAAAGACGUCAGCUAUCUCAAGCAAUAUGCCAGAGGAUCUCAAUGGUAUCAUGAACGCCCUAACCGCAACUUUUCUGCUACUCAGAUGUGGGCGUUCAAACACAUUCCACUGUAUAAUAGAUUAUUCCGAUUUUGGCUUUUCGCUGUCAACGAUAGUUUGGCAGGUCUCUAUGCCGCUGGGCCAGAAUCUGUGAAGCAUCGAAGUGCUGUGGAGAUUCAAGCCAAGGAAUAUAUCUACGACCACACACCUCCCAAGUACCACAGCUUUAUAGCCCCAGACUUUCCACUCGGAUGCAAGCGAAGAAUCUGGGAUCCCGGAUAUCUUGAUUCGCUCUGGGAGAAGAAUAUGCACCUCGUUCCCGAGGGGAUUCAAGAAUUCGACAAGACUGGAAUUAUCAGCAGCAGCGGUGUAAAAGACGAAUUUGACAUUAUCGUCACAGCGACUGGAUUUGAGGUGACCAAUUUCCUUGUGCCAAUGACCAUCAUUGGAGCUGGAGGAAGAUCAUUAAGCGAGCAGUGGAACGACACCCGCGGCCCUCAAGCAUACUAUGGCUGCUUCGUCCAUGACUUCCCCAACUUCGCUAUGCUCUUCGGUCCCAAUACUUUUCCAGCCCACAACUCGGCGCUAUUCGCUAUCGAGACGGCCAUCGAAUUCAUUUCGAGGACAAUGUUGGCUCCGAUCGUUGACCAAAAGAUCCGCGUGCUUGACGUGAAGCAUUCAGCCGAGGAGCGGUUCGUGGUCCGUGUUCAGUCAAAGCUGAAUGAUUCAGUCUAUGAGGCUGGUUGCUCGAACUGGUUCGUUAAUGACCUUGGUAAAAAUGUCACAUCGUGGCCCGGUUAUGCUGUGACCUUUUACAGGGAAACCUUCUUCCCAAAGUACAACGACUUCAGUACAAUACCCGGAACGCUAUACUGGCCACUCAAGAUGAUAAAACGUUGGCUACGAACACGGAAGGUUUGGUUCAUUGCACCUGCUAUCCUCGGUCUUGUAGGACUUUCUCCGUUGUACGUGCGGAUUCUACGUGGGCGAUGCCCCGAUGUUGUGCAGCUUGGGGUACGGUUUGGUCGGCGCAGUUUAGGCAAUGCAUCUAGAGUUGUGCGCAUGAAGCUCAAAAGAGAUUGA